CACACACACUACGACGCAGUAGCAGGUAACACCCCACGUUACCUGCCAGACCCAAAGCACGGGUUCCACGUAACCUGUUACCUUUUCUCCACCAGGCGCCUCGGUCUGCGAGAUAGAGAGGAUAAUGCCCGUUUUCUUGUCUGCGUACGUUCUUCGUCCAGUAGUCCGCCCGCUGCCUUUGGCCGCUUCUCUUCCCGUCCUCUUACCCUGCUAUCACGUACAUAAAUAUUCAUCAAGAUGCCCGGUCGACCAACUGCCUAUCUUCCUCCUUCAUCCCCCUCUCCCCUCUCUUUAGUCUCGUCCCGCACGCAUCCCUAAGACAAGACACUUGACAUCCAUCGACUACUGCUACAUCCGCUACCGCUUCGGCAUCCUUGCCGAUGAAAUUAACUCCCAUAAAGGGCCCCGCCAAACGCCGCCGCCCGCGCUCCGACGACCCCGUCGUCGUCCCUGCCCAGUCUCGGAAGAGACUGAAACGCAAGUCCGAGUCCAAGCCCGAGUCGGUGCCGCAGCCGGCCCCCAAGCCGAAGGCGUCGCUCCUAGAGAGUCUGAUCCCGCUCGAGAUCAUGGAGCGCAUCUUCUGGGAGAGCGAAAAUGUCAACCUGGCCCGUGCCAGCCCUCUCCUCGGCCGCUUCCUCUCCGGGGAGUCGACACGGCGAGGGAUCGUCAUCGCUGCCUUCGGCCCGACCUGGGACUUCCGCUACGGAUACCGCGACAUCGAGACGUCCGAACUCCCCAGUCACCAGGACGACACUAGUUCAGUGUGGUAUGAAGGCGAUCCAGGGUUUCAGUCCUCGCUCUUGGAGCACUCCUCCAUCACCGUCGCCUUCAUCCACGAAUGCUGGGGUUUCUGGGUCAGACAACACAGAGGAGACGUGCGUCGGCCGUACGCGAGCGACUGGGGCCGCUCCGGCAACCUCAGCGGCAUCCCCCGCGCUUUCUCGACCGAAUUUGGCGACUUCUGCCGGUUCAAGCUUCCCCUCCCGAAGCCGCGCUCGGCCUGGCUCGUGCACAAGGAGGCCCGCAUCCCGGACGCCCUGCUUCUGGGCCCCUGGAAGCCCCAAGACGCGGAGAAGCUGUUCUGGCUAAUCUUUGCCGGCGCCUCGCUCGCCCCCGACCAGACCUGGGAGGUGACCCGGCAGGCGUUCCAGAACGCCGUCCCGGCCGCCGUGACGCCGGGCACGAACCCCCUGGUGGGCAUCAACAUGCUCGCCGUCCGGAUGCUCAAGCACCUCGACGCCUUCGAGGCCUGGCCGCCCGGCGUCCGCGACGAGGAGGCCAGCCGCGUCAACACCAUGUAUUCGUCGUUCGGCGACAACGUUGCCGUCAGGUGUGUUAACUAUGUCCUGUCGUCCCAGCCGGAGCCGCAGCCCCCGCGGGCCCCUGGGACUAGCACCCGCCGCCCCCCGUCGGAGCCCCAGACCUACUAGAUAGCUCGCGGGACGCUCCCCGUCUCGAGUCACCGUCGCCUCACUCGAAACAGCACACGCCCUCGGGGCGUCCCACAACACGGCGAUCUGGCAUUUGGCGCGCCGGCCCCUCCCCCUCAACACUACGUAGGCCCCUCAGUGCGAAGUGUCCGGCAGGAACACCUCCACUAUGUAAAGCUCGGCUCGUCGUGCCCGUUUUCAUUUGUAUUCGGCGAGGCCGUUGCGGGAACUAGCGAGAAUGUGAUAGAAUCGGAUAACCCCUACCUAGAAUAGGCGGUUGGCAGACUCCGCGACGCAGUUAGGAUAAAAUAGUAGCAACAAAACAUAAUUUGCGACCAGCGGCCCCGUUCGUGCCCACCUGUUGUUCCUUUUAAAACUGGGACUGGUUAGAC
Messenger RNA from Durotheca rogersii, 1822 nucleotides. RefSeq lists its product as uncharacterized. NCBI's taxonomy places the organism in Eukaryota, Fungi, Ascomycota, Sordariomycetes, Xylariales, Xylariaceae. The coding region runs from base 381 to 1430 and encodes 349 amino acids. The record is from RefSeq and is a predicted model, not a curated record. The transcript has 2 exons.